AUGGACGAACCAACAAUGACAACUAUUAGCACUAUUGCUAUACGUGCUGCUAAUUCAACGAUUGUCGUUGCAUUCUUAAAGAGCAUUGGAUUUAUAUCACUAAGAAUUGACGAAAUGCACCCUCGUAUGCUUGAAAUUGGAGAAGAUACGAACCAGACUUCUGCUCUGAUAAACAUACAUGACGACCUUAUGCGACGACUAAAGAGCAAAGAAGAUCAAGUAGAAGAAUUGCUAGCUCGAGCAGAUAAUCUCGUCACUCAGCAAAAGCCUCCCGAUGUGGUGGUAUAUGAAGCAAUGGCCGAAAGCUUAGGAACAACGUGGAAGGAGCUCAAUCGACAAUUAUUAAUGCGAGGAUUUCUACUGGAAGAAACGUUAAAAUUUUACACGUUGGCUGAAAAGCAUGCGAAGAUAACCUCAGAUAUUAGAGAAUUAAUACAAGCAACGAACGAUUGUUUACGAAUGACCAAUCUUAAUGAUUAUGUCGGAAACGUUCAAAAACAAAUUAAUGAUCAAAUCGAUAUCACCGCUGCAGCAAUAAAUAAUGGUGCCGACAUAAUAACGCAAAUUCGCUUAUUAGGUUCAAUGGCAGACAAUGUGGAAAGAAGUCAAGAAACGGCUGAUGCUUGUCUUAUAAUCGAAAAGAUUAUGCUAAAAAUGGCUGGUGAAUGGGAGGAGCUUGAAGAAUUAUGGAAAAUUGAACGAUCAAAACUGGAAACACAAAUCGACCAGUCAGGAACAAUUUUAGCACAUAUUGAAGAAAUAGCAUCAUGGCUUUGCAAUGCAAGAGCUCAACUGAAAGUCGGCCGAGAUCUCAAUUCAAUAUAUCAGCAAACACUGCACCAAAAGAAUACGCUUAAUGGAAUUGUUUGUUCACUAGAAAGCGAUCAUUUUAAUAGUGAACUUAAUGGCCGUGGUGUACAUUUGCAAAACGAAAUCGAAAAUUUCAUCCGUGAAAUCAAAAUGAAGAAAGAUGCAUUAGACAACAUUCAAAAUUUCGUCACAAAUGCUGAAGCUGUACUUCACCAACUGGAUUACAUGGAAGCUGAUAUGAGAAGUGCGAAUGCAGCGAUGGCUGGUGAAUUGGCGCCACUAGCUAGGCAAAAAGUUGGUGCAGUUGUCGAUGAAGGCCAGAAGUUUCUAUAUCUUGAUAAUCGAGUACCAAAACUAAUUUCCACUGUGCAAUAUCGCUUACAACAAAUAGAGGAACUUUCAAAUGAACGCAUCAGUGCAGCCAGCAUGUUGGUCACGAAUAAGUUAGACGGAUUUGAAUUUUGGCUUCGAAGUGUAGAAUCGUUCCUCAUAUCGCAUAAUCGAAUGGGUAGCAAUUUUCAUGACGCAUAUGAAUUUUUCUCUUCUUAUAAUAAAUUUGUGCUAAAAAUCAUCGAAAAAGAAGCAGAACUAAACGCUUUAGCAUCAAGCCAUUCACAUGAAUUCAAUGAAGAACAGCGGAAGUACUUUCAUGAGACCCGAAAAAAAUUUGAAAAUUUAAAAAAAUUAGUCGAAUCGCGAAUUCAACUUGGUGAUAACUUUCUACAGGUGCAUAAAUUCGCUCGAGAACUCGAAGGAUCAUUCGAUAGUCUUAAUGCUUUAAUUAAUUCUAAUCGUAAUUUUUCUAACGAGAAGCUUAUCACUCAGAUGAAAUCAGUUUUCCAACUCAUAGAAGAAACGCUCACUCAAGAAAGAUUUCAAGGUGAAAAAUUUAUCGAAACAGCUCUUUCGGUUGGCAGCACUGAUUUUGACCUAAAUAUUAAUGAAGGAAUCGAUUCCAUCAAAGCAAUUCUUAAAGAACAUGAAAAACGUCGAGUUUCGAUUACAAACAAAUGGAAAAAUUGGCAGAUUGCUAAAUCACAAGAAAAAAAAUUCAUCCAAAUGUGGCAAGAUGAAACGGUCGAAAUUAUUCGAAUAAUGCAGGAAAAAUUGUGCAACAAAUCAGCAAUAACUCGAGAGAGGGAAGAAUUGAAAAAGAAAAUGGAUGAAGUAAUUCGCAGUUUACCUUUUCAGAGAAAAAAGAUUCAAGAAGCUACAAAAAUAUCGCAACAAAUUGAAAGCAUUGAGGACUAUGAAAAGAUUGAAAAAAUGAAGCGAGUACAAAAAGAAAUCGAGGAUAAUCUUAUGAAUUUGAGAAAGCGAAUCGAAACAACAGAAGAACUUGCCAUUGAAGAAGUUUCGUGGCAUAAUAUAUUAGGUGAAAAUGAACUGUGUCAUGUUGAAUUGAAACAAAGAAAAAUCCACUUUAGAGAAGUUACGAGAGCACCUCAAUUAAUAACGUGUCUUACUGAUGCAAACAUUGAUGAAGGAAGCCGAUUUGAAUUCGCUGCAAAAAUAUAUUCACAAGAAACACCUGUAAUUCGAUGGUUUAAGGAUGGUAGAGAUGUUAGGGAUAAUACGGACUAUCGAACUUCAUAUAUCAAUGGAGUAGCUUCGUUGACAAUUGAGGAGACAUUCGUAGAAGAUACUGCUGUAUAUACAAUAAGAGUUGAAAAUGGUGCAGGCGUAGCUGAGUCAUCUGCAAAACUCGUCGUGAAAUCCCGAAGUGAAUCGCAAAACGAGGAACAGUCGAAGCCGAGAGUUAUACGCCAGCUUCGCAAUUUGUCUAUUAAUGAGGGUCAGAAUGCUGUAUUAGAUUGUGUGCUCUAUGGUUUGCCAGAACCCAAGGUAAUUUGGUAUAAAGAAGAAGAAACAAUCAAAGAAUCAGGAAGGAUCAAGCUAUUAUUUGAAGGCGAUCACUGUUCGCUUAAUAUCAGUGAGGCUGUAUUGUCUGAUUCUGGACUCUAUACUGUAAAAGCGAGUAAUAUUUGCGGCGAAACCACAACAUUUUGUCGCCUGAUAGUACAACCCCUAGCAAAAUUAGCACCUCCACAAGUAUCUCCAAAGCCGCGAUUAUUACAUCGUUUGCCAUCGUUUGAACCACCUUUAUCCAAUCAAAUUGUAAAGGAAGGACAGCGAUGUAUGUUACAGGUUCGCAUUUUGGGCGAGCCGAAACCAUUUGUAUAUUGGAAAUUCAACGAUUCACCUAUUCAUGCGUCUGAGGAUUUUAAGGUAACAGAUGAAACAAAUGGGUGGAAUCGAUUGAUUAUCGAAAAUGCUCAGGAAAAACAUGCAGGCAUGUACACCGCUAUAGCUGAAAAUGAAGUUGGAGAAGCUCGUUGUGGUGCUACGUUGGUUGUAGAAUUACCUCAAAUGUCGCCAUUACCAGAAACUAUUCAAACUACCACACCGUACAGCGAAGGAUUUUGGAGCGAUACUGCUUUACUCGCUUCACCAACACCACCACCAAUCCCUAAACAUCGUUAUCGAAUCGAAUUCGAUGAGUGCACAGAGAAAGAAGUGAACGAAAUUGGUAAUAAAAAAAGAUUUUUUAGAGAAUUUUUUUUAAGGACAAGUGCCGUCGAAUGGCGAAUGCAAAAGCUACUAUGGGGUAGAAGAUUCGAAUUGGCAGAAGUGGCUGAGCAGAAAAGGGUCAACAUAUUUACACACAUAUAUAUUUUAGGAUAUAGCAUAACUGCGACAGCACCAGAAUUCAUUCGCCCAUUCCAGAAUGAGUAUAUAAUUAAUGAAGGUGAAAGGUUCAAAGCUGAUUGCCUUAUGGUUGGUAAUCCUCGCCCAAAAGUGCAUUGGUACUUUAACGAUAAGAUAAUUGACGUCAAUUUUAAAUUUUGUAGCCUUGUCAAUACUGGCGAUACUUACUCGAUUUCAUUCGAACCAGCUGUAAUGGACAAUACUGGCAUAUAUAAAAUGACAGCUGAAAAUAUUCGAGGUAAAACUGAAUCUGUCUUCAUUGUACGUGUAGAACCUCGAUCGUUUGUACAAUCAAAACCAGUUAGCACUGAGCAUGUGCAAAUUUCCGAAGAAUUUGGAGCUUAUGAAUAUGAACAACAAAUUCCAAGUCAUCGGUCUUUACCAAAGCAAUGCGUUGAUAACGAAUUUGAUAUAUAUAAAGAGCGACGUCAGGCAUCCAAGCAACCUCCUCAUUCAACACGUCUUGCUACUCCACCACCGGCAAAGAAACAAACAUUGCAACAUACUCAGGAACAAAUCUUUCAUGAGCAAUACGAAAUUGAGGAAAGCUGGCGUGUUGCUGGUCGUCCUCCACACUUUACACAAACUCUUGUAUCAGCAGUAGCAGCUUGUGGCGAUGUAGCAAAAUUCGAAGGUGUUGUUACAGGUUGGCCAACGCCAGAGGUAUGUUGGAGUAAAGAUGGCAUAUCUAUAUCGAAGCAAAUUCUUCCUGAGCUUCAUUUCUCAAAUAUCGGCGGCCGUGUAUCAUUAACGUUUUUAUCUGCUCAACUAGAGCACGCUGGCAAAUACAUGUGUACAGCAAGGAAUGCAUCUGGAAUAGCAACCUCUAGUGCACAACUUGUUGUCAGACCAAAAACAGUAGCGCCAGACUUUGUGAGACGUUUAAUAAGUGAGGAAGUGGCUGAAGGAGAACGGUUAAAAUGGACAGUGCAGAUCACAGGUGAUCCAGUACCUAAUGUCACAUGGUUAAGAGAUGGACAAGUUAUACCAAAUUGCGAUGAAGUCCGACUUAUUGAUGAAGGAAAUGGCCUACAUAGUAUGAUUAUAAUGAAGGUUGAAUUGGCUGACAGUGGUCAGUUCACAUGUUUGGCCGAAAAUAUAGCUGGUGAAGCGCGUAGUACUGCUGACCUAGUAGUUCGACCUGUCGGUGCGGGGCCCGGUAAUUACUUCCACGUCACUAAGGUAUAUAUGCUUUGA
Molecule: messenger RNA, 4716 nt
Organism: Dracunculus medinensis (Guinea worm)
Lineage: Eukaryota; Metazoa; Nematoda; Chromadorea; Rhabditida; Dracunculidae
Source: the annotation of a GenBank genome assembly